CAAGUGCGUCCUCGCGCUUACUGGGGCAUUCCGAGAGGCAGAGUGGAAGGCAAGGAAAUGAACCCUUUGUUUUGCCCUUUCCUCUCCUCAACAUUACCCCACCCAAAGCCCCUCGUCUCUCCUUCCUUGACGACUACUAGACCAUCAUCUUCUCCUUAUCCUCCCUUCCUUCACAUCUCUGCCAUCAGAAAUGUUGAAGAUAAACUCCACUCCACCUUUUAUGCAACCCCUACAACUUCCCAAUUCCCAGAGAUACCAACGACGGUGAUUACAGCGAAGAAACGACCAGUCCCGUCCCUUCUGGUUACCAUCUUUAAUGGAUUGGACGAUUUCAUCAACAACUUCAUAGGCCCUCCACUCCCACCCUCCAUAGACCCAAAGCAUGUGCUCUCUGGUAACUUCGCUCCCGUUGACGAGCUCCCCCCUACCGAGUGUGAGGUGAUAGAGGGCUCACUCCCUCCCUGCCUCGAUGGCGCUUACAUCCGCAAUGGCCCCAACCCCCAGUUCUACCCACGUGGCCCUCACCAUCUCUUUGAUGGUGAUGGCAUGCUUCACUCCAUCCGAAUAUCCCAUGGCCGACCCAUCUUCUGCAGCCGUUACGUUAAGACUUACAAAUACAUCAUCGAGAAACGUGCUGGCUCUCCCGUUAUUCCUAACCUUUUCUCAAGCUACCGCAGCUUCGCACGCAGCGCAGUUGCCAUCGCCAGACUUCUAACUGGCCAGUUUGAUCCCGUCAACGGGGUUGGUCUCGCCAACACCAGCGUAGCUUUCUUCUGUGGCCAUCUCUACGCACUAGCUGAGUCUGAUCUCCCUUAUGCCGUUCGAUUGACGCCUGAUGGGGAUAUCAAAACUCUGGGCCGCUACGAUUUUGAUGGGAAACUCUCCAUGAGCAUGACCGCGCACCCCAAGAUUGAUCCCAGCACCGGAGAGGCAUUUGCUUUUCGAUACAGCCCUGUGCGUCCAUUCCUAACCUACUUCCGGUUCGAUGCCCAGGGAAAGAAACAACCGGACGUCCCAAUUUUCUCCUUGUCUUGUCCAUCUUUCUUCCAUGAUUUUGCAAUCACCAACAGGUACGCCAUAUUUCCAGAUAUCCAGAUGUGGAUGAACCCGGUGAAAAUGAUCAUCAGAGGAGGAUCGCCAGUGGGUACAGAUCCCACCAAAGUACCAAGAGUUGGAAUCAUCCCUCGUUAUGCAAAAGACGAGUCCGAGAUGAGGUGGAUCGACGUGCCAGGUUUCAACAUAAUACACGCUAUUAACGCCUGGGACGAGGAGGAUGGCGAUGCCAUUGUGAUGGUGGCACCAAACAUACUACCAAUAGAACAUGCCUUGGAGAGGAUGGAUUUGGUCCAUGGGUCUUUAGAGAAAGUGAGGAUAGAUCUGAAAACGGGGACAGUGACGAGGCAUCGGCUAUCACAGUGGAAUCUGGAAUUUGCGGUGAUAAACCCAGGGUACUUGGGGAAGAAGAACAGAUAUGUAUACUCAGCAGUAGGUGAUCCUUUGCCCAAAAUAUCAGGAAUUGUGAAGCUGGACGUAUCACGAAGUGAUCGGCGCCAGGAGUGUAUAGUGGCUAAGAGAAUGUACGAGCCUGGGUGCUACGGGGGCGAACCAUUCUUUGUGGCAAAGGAGCCGGACAAUCCAGAGGCAGAGGAGGAUGAUGGGUAUGUGUUGUCGUAUGUACACGAUGAGCAAAGCGGGAAAUCAAGGUUCAUAGUGAUGGAUGCCCAGUCUCCUGACCUUGAUAUUGUGGCCGCUGUGAAGCUGCCCACAAGGGUGCCUUAUGGCUUCCAUGGAUUGUUUGUUAAAGGGUGUGAUCUCAAAAUGGACUGAAACACCAAAUUGUUGGAAAGCAAGCUCGAAUUAGGAAAUUUGUAAUUAUUAGGAUUAGAUUUAGUUUUAAAAAAAAAUCAAGGAAGAAUGUUUUAUUUUAUCUUAUCUUAUUAGGAGUUUCUAUUUUGUUUAGCGUGAAUACUUCAGAUUAUGUAAGGCUUGAAUAAGAAAGAGGAAUGAAAUGCAGUGAAGUUUUAAU
Vitis vinifera (wine grape) is the source of this 2026-nucleotide messenger RNA. RefSeq names its product probable carotenoid cleavage dioxygenase 4, chloroplastic. Gene Ontology annotation, biological process: carotene catabolic process. The record is from RefSeq and is marked validated. The transcript has a single exon. Gene Ontology annotation, molecular function: carotenoid dioxygenase activity. Bases 58 to 1827 code for a protein of 589 amino acids. Lineage: Eukaryota; Viridiplantae; Streptophyta; Magnoliopsida; Vitales; Vitaceae. Gene Ontology annotation, cellular component: chloroplast stroma.